AUGACUCCAACGAAUGGAAUUGACGAAUCCAGCAGGUCUGCUGCGGCCGACGACGACGGCACGGAUCAGAUCGGCUCAGACACUCCCCGCUCCGGUGUGGCUACACCGCAACCGGACCUCCACGACAAACGUUUGCCAGGCAUCAUGAGCUACUUCAAUCAGGUUCGUCCUGCAUCUUUUAAACGCCUGCUCUCAGGCAACUUCACUCUACCCUCGAGACCUUCCUCUGCCUUUUCCAACACCCCCAGCACUGCCAGCACUGCCAGCACUGCCAGCACAAGCACUGCCAAUUUUGCAAUUCCUGCAACCACCCCCAACACUACCUCCACACCUGCAUCUGCCUAUGCGCCGAAAGCCGCCGAAGAUGUCUUGCCGAGCAUGACGCCGUCACAAACACAGCCGCAACGACCACCAUCGCCGACGGCAAAUCUGCCACAACCAGAGGAUUCGAUUACAAUUUCAAUAGUGACAGCAGCACCGUCCGAGUCUCGGCCACGGCCAUCACUUUCCAAGACCGCCAGCGCCAGUUACUCCCGCAAUACCGAGACAUCCCCCUUAAUACCGGCCGACGCCAUGACACAGCAACAUUCGAAAACCGGACUUGAAGAGAGCCAGAGCAAGAGCCACAGCGAAAGCUGGCAACUUGACGAACCGCAUCCAGAACCGUUGCCAAAUCCGCCGCCAUUACAGCAACCACAGCCGCCACGAGAACAAACGGCGCCCACCGGAGACGAGUCUCUGCCUUCAGAAAGCUUAGCAGCAGCCGCACAUUCAUCGUUGCACCCAUAUCCGACACCGCCAGCGUCCAUACGAGGCGCAGUCGGGACUGGAAGCGGUGGUAGCGGGGGAGGAGCGGCAGGGGUAGCAAAGGAAGGCACAGAAGCAGUCUCUACCAAAAACGGCGCCGGGGCACUGGGUGCUGCGGGCAGCACCAUUUCCAAUCCGUGGGACGUCCCGUGGACUUUUCGUAGCCACAAGAAAAGCGUGUCCGAUGUGCUCGAGGCGCGUGGCCGGCAGGAGUCUUCGUCGUCUACUACACCUUUGACCGGCGUUGUCACACCGUCCAGCGGUCCGCGUGCCUCCACGGCGCCGGAUACGCCAGCGGCUGUUGGAUCGCCAGUGGCCGACGCGUCUGCGCCCGCUGCUGUCUUGCGUUCCGCGUCUUCUCACGCUACCGAGUCUCAAGCCAGCCCGGCGCCCACGUCUGUCAACGAGAGUACAGCAACAACCAUGAGCCGAGAUGGUGACGAUAGCAGCCGGAGCCGCGCCGCCUCUAUUACUCCGACCUCGCAAGGUGCCCAAGCACCCGCACCCAAGGGCAAGCUCACAAUUAAAAUCACUGAGGCACGGGGUCUUCGGCGGACACGCGACCCGUAUGUUGUUGCUGUGUUCCAGCGCAGCGAGCUGAUUUCUGGCGGCCCCCGCUCCCCCGAUGACGGCGAGGACGCGGUGCUCCCCGGUGUGGCGAUUAGUAGCAUCCCCAUCCAGCGCCAAGCAAGCGAUAGUGGCCGCCCCAUGGCGAUUCCUAUGCGGAGCCGGCAGAGCAGCAACACAAGCAUCACAGACUAUGGCGCUUUCCGAAACCGUACCGUGCGGCGGUCGCUCACAAACCCCAAAUGGGACGCAGAAGCUGUUUUGUAG
This is a messenger RNA of Sporothrix brasiliensis 5110, 1641 nucleotides long. RefSeq lists its product as uncharacterized. The coding region runs from base 1 to 1641 and encodes 546 amino acids. The transcript is spliced from 3 exons. The record is from RefSeq and is a predicted model, not a curated record. NCBI's taxonomy places the organism in Eukaryota, Fungi, Ascomycota, Sordariomycetes, Ophiostomatales, Ophiostomataceae.